UGGCCGUCUGUUAGUCGGUAUCGAACCGUCGUGCUCGUAAGGUGUAUCUCGUAGUGACAUGUCGAGUUUACGGGGUGUCGUUACAGAAAAUUUUUUGUUAAAUUAAAAAUAAUAUUACCUUUAAGAAGAAUAUUUGUUUAUAUUAAAUAAAAAAUGCCGACGUAGAUGGCCGGCUACUUUUCAGGUGAUAAGUGAAUUUAACGUCGACAAAAAGGAUCAAAUUAAUUUAUCGACGUGAAACGAAAGACUGAAAUAGAGGAUUGAACAAGACACUUAUUGUUUCCCAAUAUAAAAUUAUUAUUAAUAGUAAUAAUAAAUUAUAAAUAGUAAUAUAAAAGCAAAAAUGGAAUCAGCAGGGACACAAGGUAAAAAACAAAUCCGCGUGGGUUUUUAUGACAUCGAGGGGACGAUUGGUAAAGGUAAUUUUGCAGUUGUCAAAUUGGCUCGGCAUCGAAUCACCAAAACUGAGGUAGCUAUUAAAAUAAUCGAUAAAACACAACUGGACUCGACGAACUUGGAGAAAGUCUACCGCGAAGUGGAGAUAAUGAAGCAACUGGAGCACCCGCACAUUGUUAAAUUGUACCAAGUUAUGGAAACUAAAAACAUGAUUUAUAUGGUGUGUGAGUACGCGAGCAAAGGAGAAAUAUUUGACUACAUUGCUCGGUACGGCAGAAUGGGAGAGUCUCGUGCACGUGCGACAUUUGCGCAAAUUUUAUCCGCGGUUGAGUAUUGCCACAAUACCGGGGUGGCUCAUCGUGAUUUAAAAGCGGAAAAUUUAUUACUUGACGCUCACAUGAACGUUAAAAUAGCGGACUUUGGGUUCAGCAAUCGAUUUGUACCCGGUGAGAGACUUAGCACGUGGUGCGGAAGCCCUCCUUAUGCCGCGCCGGAAGUCUUUCGCGGCAAACAUUACGCUGGACCUGAAAUUGACGUCUGGAGUUUGGGAGUCGUCUUGUAUGUUUUGGUCUGCGGAGCGCUGCCCUUCGACGGAUCGACGCUUCAAUCUUUACGUGAUCGUGUUCUGAGCGGGCGAUUUAGGAUUCCAUAUUUCAUGAGUACUGAUUGCGAAAGCCUAAUACGCAAGAUGUUAGUCUUGGAGCCAACAAAACGUUACACAAUUCCACAAAUAAAGAGGCAUCGUUGGCUCAUUGGCACUACUGAUUCCGUCUGUCCAAUCAUCACCACGACACCAUCAGCUCUGCAGGAGCCUAAUGAACAAAUAUUGAGACUUAUGCAUAGUUUAGGAAUUGAUAUAUCUCGUACCAAAGAUUCACUGAAAAACAACAGCUACGACCAUCACGCUGCCAUAUACUUUUUGUUGCUCGAGAGACUGAAGCAACACCGUAGCAGCAGUAUACCAACGAAUAACAGCAGUGGUGCGUGGCCUGUGUCACGGACUAAAGACGAUAAGUUUAAGUCAAGAGCCAGAGAUGACGGCAGAAGUGGCAAGAGAUUCAGCUCAACGAGUUCAUCGACCGAUGAAGGGUGCUGCAGCGCUGAGGGCGAUCUCGAAGAGGGUCCGAGCGGAGACGAGCUCAGAGAGGCUCAAAUUAAACUCCAGGAGCACAGGCUGGGCUUGGAUCAAGACAUUAGCCAGAGAAUUGACAGUCAGAUCGUUAAUCGCCGGCUGAGCGAUUAUCAACAUCACCACUUUGACAAUAUCCUGGAUCCUAUUGAUCCGCCGAGUCGGGCGACUAUUUUUGGAGCGGGCAGCUCCUCCUCAGACUUGUUUGAGUCUAGUUUUGACUCGGGCUGUCCGUCUGAUUUGACUAUCACCGGAUUUACAAGCAGUCUACCGUCUUGCACUCCGCCUCCGCCAAAAAGCCCCUCGCCGAUUGCGGCAAGACUCUCUAGGACUGGUCAAGGAAGACGGGCGUCUGAUGGUGGGCCCAGGCUGCUGUUUGGACAGCAGAAUAACUCCGCGGAGAGACCUGCCAAGCAGCGAAGCAUCCAAGAUUCAGGAAAAGCUCGAGGUCACCUAGACCUGGUGCACCUCCGGCCAAGCUCAACGUCUCCGAGCCAGCAGCCGUUUAAAAUCCGUGCGGAUUCGAGCAUGCACUUGCAGCUGAUGGUGCAGCAGCGAAUGCUACAGCAAAAAAGGAACAUGUACCACAGGCAUCGCGGUGGCGUAAGUCCGACUCCAUUGUCCUCCGCGGACGGCAAAGUGUCCUCAUCCUCGUCGAGCUCACUGGCGAGGCGCAGCAACGUCACCGGGGAGCACGUGCCUCGACAAGACAGCUACAAGCUGGCCCAGCGCAAGCAAAUUUUGCCUCCUUUGUCCCAAGUCCAGGAUGACGAUACCACUGAUGAAUUUGAUCGCGAGCGAGAGCGCGAAGAAGAGCGAUGGACUAGUUUACCCUCUAGACUUGCGACUGAUUGCCAAUUGGCUGAACGUACAUUGCUUUGGAGUCAACAGGUGGGUUUAAGUGGAGGUGCGUCGUACCUACCUCCAGGAAGCGUCGGAGCAGGCUUUCUCUGGCCAGUCGGAAGCAAUCCACAUGCGACGAUAUUUGAAAAUACUGGCGAUCCAAUGGAAUAAAUUUUAUAAACAAUCAUUUAUUUUUUUUUUUUAACUCAUUUAAUUGUACUCGAUAAAUUUUACUAGGUUUUUAAUUACAAAGUGUAAUUUUAAAAAAUCCGAUCGUUGCUGAUUUAAUUGAGAUUAAUUGUUAUUAUUUUCAAGAGCUUUUUUAAU
This is a messenger RNA of Cotesia glomerata, 2695 nucleotides long. Its product is annotated as serine/threonine-protein kinase SIK2-like. Bases 344 to 2539 code for a protein of 731 amino acids. The record is from RefSeq and is a predicted model, not a curated record. Gene Ontology annotation, biological process: protein phosphorylation; intracellular signal transduction; microtubule cytoskeleton organization. Lineage: Eukaryota; Metazoa; Arthropoda; Insecta; Hymenoptera; Braconidae. Gene Ontology annotation, molecular function: ATP binding; protein serine/threonine kinase activity; tau-protein kinase activity. The transcript is spliced from 9 exons. Gene Ontology annotation, cellular component: cytoplasm.